This is a messenger RNA of Maniola jurtina (meadow brown), 4031 nucleotides long. It is a transcript of the gene Eaat2, whose product is annotated as excitatory amino acid transporter. Gene Ontology annotation, biological process: L-glutamate transmembrane transport. Gene Ontology annotation, cellular component: plasma membrane. Gene Ontology annotation, molecular function: glutamate:sodium symporter activity; neutral L-amino acid transmembrane transporter activity; L-glutamate transmembrane transporter activity. The record is from RefSeq and is a predicted model, not a curated record. The coding region runs from base 674 to 2290 and encodes 538 amino acids. NCBI's taxonomy places the organism in Eukaryota, Metazoa, Arthropoda, Insecta, Lepidoptera, Nymphalidae. The transcript is spliced from 9 exons.
AGACAAAUUAAGGGCAACUGCGCAUGUCCAAAUCAAUGUGGGUGUUUCUUAGCCUAACAUGAUUGGCCUCGAACCUUGUAUACAAGAAUAAAUCCCCUAUCGUGUGACAUAAAGACGUAAUGCUCGUAAUUUAAUAAUAUACGUAAAGAAAUAUGAUAUAAACAUCCAUCUAACUGAAAUGGGUGGUAAUCGAUGCAUGCGCGCGCAUACUUCGGAAAAGGCUUCAAAAUUUUACUACGAAUCUAGACGAAUACAAACUCAGUGUACACAUUUUCUUUCCACUGCCGGUUUUAAACUAUAAAAUCAAGCAGUAGUAAUCAAAGAACGACAUGGACAGGGAACACAGAGAUACGGACGUGAAUAUUUCUAGCUGCAAGAGACGGGGGUGCAAUGGAAAUAUUUGUAAAAUAGAACAAGAGGUAGCAUUGCAUUGAAUGCAAGUGCAUCUUAAUAAUAUCGAUUCAAAUACGGAAGAAAGAAUCGUUAAAACUAAUUAAUUGUAACGAAAAACGUACAGUAAUGAAGAAGAAAUGAGAAAUUAAAAACUAUGUGGAAUUAAAAUCGUGAAAUUAAUAAUUAAGGUCGAAACAGAUCGAAAUAAAGUUGAGAGGGAAUACGAAAGAGGGUUAAUUAAGUCCAGCGACCUGGGCUGAGGCGCAGAACUGUGCCUGUAAUGGAGAAAGGUGAACGUUUUUCAGAAUACCUGUUCGUGAAGAUGGGCCCAGGAGACAGGGGCCCUAAGACAACGGAAGACCGGUCGGCUCCCGUGGACCAUACUGGCGUGAAGAAAUGGUUUAUAGACAACACUUUACUUGUGAUUACUUUGGCUGGGGUGCUUGCGGGGAUUGCUGUUGGAUUUGGUCUUCGUCCUUAUCAACUGGGCCCAGACGGUCGUAUGGUGAUAUCUUAUCCAGGAGAAUUAUUCAUGAGGCUAUUAAAGCUUAUGAUUUUGCCUUUAAUCAUUGCCAGCCUCAUAGCUGGGUCUGCGAGCCUGAAUGCGAAGAUGAGUGGAAAGAUUGCAGUCAGAACCUUACUGUACUUCAUCCUGACCUCCAUGUUCAAUGCAUUCCUCGGGAUCUCGUUGGCUGUUAUGAUACAUCCUGGAAAACCUGAGUUAAGGGAAGACUUGAAUAUCAUCGUGGAAAAUAAAAGGGACCAUAAAAUUUUAGACAGUCUUCUUGAUAUUGGUCGAAACAUGUUUCCUGAUAACAUAGUGCAAGCGGCAUUCCAACAAGCUCAUACGGUGUACACAGAACCAAAAACGUUAUUCUCAAAUGCAAAUGUGACGAAUGAUAGUGUCCCAGUUGUUUUAGUUCGGGAAAUACGAUACAGAUCAGGCACCAACACUUUAGGUCUAGUUUUCUUUUGCCUAAUUUUUGGCAGCUUAUUGGGAACGCUCGGGCCGAAAGGCAAAGUGGUUAUUGACUUCUUCCAAGCUAUUUUUGAAGUGAUAAUGAAGAUGGUCACAGGUGUGAUGUGGUUUACUCCCGUUGGGGUCAGCAGUGUGAUUGCUGGGAAGAUCUUAGGAGUCAACAAUGUUGGUCAAGUGAUGUCUCAACUAGCGUGGUUCAUAGCCACGGUGACGGUCGGUGUAUUUUUGUACCAGCUGAUAGUUAUGCAGCUAAUCUACUUCUUAUUCCUAAGGCGGAACCCGUACAAGUUCUACUGGGGGCUGUCUCAGGCCAUGCUUACUGCGUCAGCGACGGCUUCUACGGCAGCAGCUUUGCCAGUAACUUUCCGUGCAAUGGAAGGUCCUCUUCGAAUAGACCCGCGUAUCACGCGCUUCGUUCUGCCAAUCGGCUGCAACAUCAACAUGGAUGGAACAGCCUUGUUUCUGGCUGUAGCCAGCGUCUUCGUCUGCCAGAUGAACAGUAUGCAUUUAGGAUUCGCCCAGUUGGCUACUAUUUUUUUAACGUCAACAGCAGCUUCCGUGUCAUCGGCUUCAGUGCCGUCAGCUGCAAUGGUGCUGCUGCUGGUGGUUCUUGCUGCAGUAGAUGCUCCUACACAUGACGUGUCAUUACUGUUCGCGGUAGAUUGGCUUGUUGACCGCAUACGGACAACCAACAACAUGCUUGGUGACUGUUACGCAGCAGCAGUUGUUGAGAAAAUGUCCAAGAAUGAGCUAAUGGCAUGUGAUGCUGCAUCUAUGGACACAUCGACCCUCCCCAAUGGCCUGCCAACAUCAAACACCGAAGUUGAAAUAGGAAUAGUAACCCCUGGGAAAAAGUCAAUUAUAUCAGAUGACGCUAUUAUUGAUAUGCAUUUACACAAUGAAACCAAUAGGAUAUAGUCUGACGACAGUUUGAUUAGUAUAACCUUUGAUAUUAUAGCAAUUUAUUAUUAAUGCUGUGUUUCAAGCUUAAAGACCAUAUUAUUUGAAAUGUCAGACUUAAGUAAUUAUAAUAUGGAUAUGGAUAAUCAGAGUUAUCAGUCUGUUGUUGGUACCUAAUACUUUUUCUAUGUUUUGUAUUUUUGUAGGUUCCUUAAUAAAAUUGUUACAAGUGUUAAAAUUCAUCACCUACAAGAGUUGAAGGAUCACAUAUCACAAAUUUCGUCACUGGCAGUAAGAGAUACUUUGGCUUAGCGGUCAGAGCGUCGGGCGCGAACCCAGAAGACGCAGGUUCCAAUCCUGCCAGUUUCGGAAUUUUCGAUAUGUCUUUAAAAAUAUUUAGAGUUGAAGGAUCUUUAGAAGGCGAUGGUCUUUAAAUUUGAAAUGCGUUAUAGACUGUGCCAAACCCGUAUUAAUGUAAUGUAGACUGCAACUUUACUAUACAAAAAUAUAGGCCUCAUUAUUUUGAAGUACGUAUUUGAAAAGCGAUAUUAGAAUCUUACGGCAAACGGUUAUCAGAUUACUCUAAAGCAAGUCAUAUUUUAAGGCCUAAGCCUCUAAAAAUAUGUAAGUACUAUAAUGUAAAUGGCUCGAUAUAGAAAUAGAAAAGAAACAUUUCAUUGAAAUAAACGCAUAGGAAAGAAGACUUUUGAAUAGUGUAAUAAAUCUAUCACUGGUUCGGAAUAUUAACUUAAUGAGAAGAAUAAAGAGGUAACUAGGCGAUUGCAAACGGAUUUUUUAUUAUUAUGGAAACACUUUUUUCAUGAUAUGCCAUAAGAGUCUAAUACAGCUAGAAUAUCAUAACUAUCUAUAAAUUCGAACCAGUAUUCAAAUUAUAAUGUAUCCCAUUUGUAAUAAUUAACUGUGAAAUAAUGUUACUACUUCCAUUAGGAUUAGUUUUUAACUAUUAUUAAUAUUUGUUGUUUGGGAUCUGUAUAAGUGAACCAGUUUUAAUUUUCAAUUAGAGUUAUUUUAUUAGUUAGGUUAUUCAUUUGUGUACUAAUUUUGGAUCAUUAAAGCACUCUGGUUCAAUGUUUAUAUACUUACGUUUACGAGAUAAAAGUUUUCAGAAAAAUCUGUAGCAAAUUAUAGCAAUACUGGUGGAAAGAUCAUAAUAGAUUUAUUAUAACAGUAUCCAGAUCGAUUAUUAUUAUUGUUUGUUGGAGUGUAUCAGAAUUGUCUGAAAGUUUAUUUAUAUUUUAUUUAGGCAUUUUUAGAUUAAGAUCAUCAUCAUCAUAGUUGUGUGUAGAUGAAUAGAAAGGCACAGCUAAUUUUAUUUGAAAUCUUUGUCUACUCGGCAAUGUAGUUAUUAGUCUAUACUUUACCUAGGUACCUACUAUUUAUAUUCUCUUUGAAUUCGAAAUUAAUAUCAACAUCUUGUUUAGAAAAAUAAACAAUAUUAAAAAACAAACAUAUUAAUAAAUUGGUGCUAAAUUUGGAAAUGUGGCAAAUUGUGUCUCGAAAUUGAAUCCUCUUUUUAUAAUAUUACUGUAUUGUGAUAUCCCAUUACUACGUAGUUUUAGAUCCAUCUGUGAUAUGUGGUUCAUUAUUGUAAUGUUUCAUUAAUUUAUCCAUUUUAUGUCUCCUUAUAUUGAGGCUGUAAUAUUUAUGCUUUUAAGCAAAAACUAUGUUAAUAAGUAUCGGUAAAAUAAGGUCACUAAUAUUAAUCAAAUAUAAUAAAUGAAACCAUUAAUCAAUUUUA